Messenger RNA from Parasteatoda tepidariorum (common house spider), 1284 nucleotides. It is a transcript of the gene Lst8, whose product is annotated as MTOR associated protein, LST8. Lineage: Eukaryota; Metazoa; Arthropoda; Arachnida; Araneae; Theridiidae. Gene Ontology annotation, molecular function: protein binding. The record is from RefSeq and is a predicted model, not a curated record. Gene Ontology annotation, biological process: regulation of actin cytoskeleton organization; TOR signaling. Gene Ontology annotation, cellular component: TORC1 complex; TORC2 complex.
AUUGUUUGUACGGAUAAUCUAUGAAAGCUAACAGCAAGUAUUUUAACAACGAUGUUUUUUCUCAAAAGAUCUGUUUAUUUAUCUUCAGCUUCAGUUCCCCAGACUUCGGAGGUUUCUAGUUAUGUCAAACAAUAUGCCAUCUGCAGAAGAAGUACAUAACAAUGUUAUUUUGGCCACUGGGGGAUAUGACCAUACUAUUCAUUUUUGGCAAGCUCAUACUGGUGUGAGACAAUCAUCUGUACAACAUCCAAGUUCUCAAGUAAACAGUAUGGAAAUUGCUCCCAAGAUGAAUCUUUUAGCUGUGGCAGGUUUUCAGCAUAUUCGCAUGUAUGAUAUUUUUUCAAGUAACCCAAACCCCGUAGUAAACUAUGAAGGUGCAGCCAAAAACUUUAUUUCAGUUGGUUUUCCUGAAGACAGCCGAUGGAUGUACACAGGAUCAGAAGAUUGUUCAGCAAAAAUGUGGGAUCUCAAGUCAAGAAUGCUGCAGUGUCAACGUUUUUUUAAUGCAUCAGCUCCUGUAAAUUGUACGUGUCUUCAUCCCAAUCAAGUUGAACUCUUCAUUGGGGAUCAAAGUGGUGCCAUUUAUUUAUGGGAUCUCAGGGUGUCUGAUCAAACAACAGUCAAAAAACCUUUCUUCAAAGUCAGUGAACCUCAUGUUUCUAUACAAAGUAUAGAUAUUGAUGCUGAAGGAACUUAUAUGGCUGCUGUUGAUAAUAAAGGAAAUUGUUACAUAUUUCUUCUUAGUUAUCAGACGGAAAGCUCUCAUUCUCAACCAGUGAGAUUUUUAAAAUUUUCCGCUCACAACACGUAUGGACUUAAAUGUAAAUUUAGCCCUGACUCAACGUUGCUAGCUACAACAUCGGCAGAUUGCUCAGCAAAACUGUGGAGAACGGCAGAUUUAAACAUCCUUCCUAGUAGCGUGCCGAAAGACUCUCAAGAUACAAGUAACAAUUUUGAAUGGAAGAAAACAGCACCCAUGACUGAAUUGAGACAUGCCAAUCAGCGAUGGGUGUGGGACUUAGCUUUCAGUUUAGAUUCUCAGUAUCUUUUUACUGCCUCAUCAGAUAAUUUAGCAAGAUUGUGGUGCAUAUCAAAAGGAGAAGUGAAAAGAGACUACACUGGACAUUCAAAGGCCCUCACUGCCCUGGCGUUUAGAGAUGGAGGGGCAACAGCGUCUUCAUAAUUUAUCUUUAUCUAAUUUUGUUGAUUUAUUAUUUUUGUAUUGAAUUUUAAUUGAUUAAUUAUUAUUAAAUAAACAAUAAAAGAAAUAUGUGCUUGUUUUUG